This is a messenger RNA of Amphiprion ocellaris (clown anemonefish), 3171 nucleotides long. It is a transcript of the gene mapk12a, whose product is annotated as mitogen-activated protein kinase 12a. The record is from RefSeq and is a predicted model, not a curated record. The transcript is spliced from 12 exons. Lineage: Eukaryota; Metazoa; Chordata; Actinopteri; Pomacentridae. Bases 285 to 1370 code for a protein of 361 amino acids. Gene Ontology annotation, molecular function: MAP kinase activity; ATP binding. Gene Ontology annotation, cellular component: nucleus; cytoplasm. Gene Ontology annotation, biological process: intracellular signal transduction; protein phosphorylation.
UAUCCAAACUGCGCACACCUACCAACGCAUUUUAGAGUAAUGUUUACUGCCCUUUCUCGUGUUACAUUCCUAUCUCCUCUUCACCUUUAAUUGUAGGCCUUCAGCAGGACUCGGGAGUGGCUUUUGGCGACCUCAGGGUGCGCCCUGAGCGGAGCUACGCAAUGAUCGCGGGUGAGCGCAUAGGUGCUAUCUGGAACAAUGGGUGUGUAGAGACGGAGCAGACAAAAGAAUCAAAGACGGACCUCUUUUAGAUUUGUUGUGUGGAUUUUUAGAAAAAUAAAAAGAUGACUAUGCGAGUUAGACCCGGUUAUUACCGCCAGGAAGUCAACAAAACCUCGUGGGAAGUACCGGAGCGGUACCGCGAUCUGAAGCAGGUGGGCACCGGGGCGUACGGGACGGUGUGCUCAGCUCUGGACUCCAGAACAGGAGCCAAGGUGGCCAUCAAGAAGCUCUACAGACCUUUCCAGUCUGAGAUCUUUGCUAAGCGGGCCUACAGGGAGCUGAGGCUGCUCAAGCACAUGAAACACGAGAAUGUGAUCGGCCUGGUAGAUGUGUUUACUGCUGACCUCUCUCUGGACAGAUUCCAUGAUUUCUAUCUGGUGAUGCCAUUCAUGGGCACAGACCUGGGGAAGCUGAUGAAGCUGCAGAGACUCUCAGAGGAAAAAAUUCAGUAUUUGGUGUAUCAGAUGCUCAAAGGGCUUAAGUAUAUUCAUUCUUCUGGAAUAAUCCACAGGGACCUCAAACCAGGAAAUCUCGCCAUCAACCAAGACUGUGAGCUCAAGAUCUUAGACUUCGGUUUGGCUCGGCAGGCAGACAGCGAGAUGACGGGGUACGUGGUGACUCGCUGGUACAGAGCGCCGGAGGUCAUCCUGAGCUGGAUGCACUACACUCAGACGGUGGACAUUUGGUCAGUGGGCUGCAUCAUGGCAGAGAUGCUUCAAGGAAAACCUCUCCUUAAAGGCAGCGACCACCUCGAUCAGCUGACUGAGAUCAUGAAGCUCACAGGAACACCAACUCAGGAAUUCAUAUCAAAACUAGAUUCCGAGGAUGCCAAAAGUUACAUCAAAAGUCUUCCAAAAGUGGAAAAGAAGGACCUUCAGAAGGUGUUUUCCAACGCUAAUCCACAAGCCGUGGCUGUGAUGGAGCGUAUGUUACUGCUGGAUCCGGAGAGACGAGUAAAUGCUGCAGAGGCUCUGGCGCUGCCUUACUUCUCCGAGUUUAGAGAACCAGAGGAGGAGACGGAAGCGCAGCCAUACGACCACUCGCUAGACAACGCCGAUCUGACCCUGGACCAGUGGAAACGUCACACCUUCACAGAGAUCUUGACUUUCAAGCCUGUUUUGCUGGAAUCCAAGGAAACCUCACUGUGAGACACAAAGAGAUGACUGUGCAGCCUGGGACCAGAACAAACCAACAACUCUUGUUAUGUCCACUCCAACUGGGAGCAGUCUUUGAUCACGAGGCUUAAUGAACGUCCACCGAUGCUGCUCUCUCUCAGCACUUCCACACAAAGCCGACGAUGAUCUGUUAGCUCACCAUGAGUCCAGAUCAGAGGUAUUUGGACAGCUACACUUUUUUGUUGUUGUAAAAUAAUGGAUACUAAUUUCAAAUUCUCAGCUUUCAUUUGAUAUGGUUUGAAUCAGUAUAGUAAGAAACUGUGCGCUCUUGUAAGACUUUGCGUCCAGAUGAUUAAAGGGGUUCAGACGUAGCUGGAUAGAUUUGUACGAAGAACAUUUGUGGAAAAUUGUUUGCUGUCAGUGACCAUCUGAAGACUCACAGACUUCAGUAGACACUUUGAAUCCUCCCAGAUAAUGCCCUCCCACAUUUUUGUGGCAGCCACCUUCAUCUUUUUCUUGUUGGGGGGUCUUCAGGGAGUGGAUUCCAGCACAUUUGGAUUGACACCAGCUGAUUGACCCAUUCAGUUGAGGAUAACCUCAGAGGAUUCAUCUUCAUUACAGACAAGAAAACAUCUUGGAGAACAUUCUUGACUUCCUACACACUCAUAAAAGGGCUUUUCUGCACCAUGUAACUAAUUGCUUGAUCAUCUGCAAGACUUGUGCGCAUCAGUCAACGAGGACAUUUGCUAUGUUCUGGCUUUCCUGUGUGCACAUGUAGUACCCAACUGCUGGCAAACAAACUACAUUUCAUAUCCUGUGAUGGAUUUUAUUGAGUGUCUUUGCUCCUCAUACUGAUGAAAAACUUCAACUCAGUCCUUAAUAACACACAGCUGCCCAGCAAACACUUAGCAACCAAGUGGCCAAUUACUUUUGAACCCUUGUAAUUUAGGCAGUGUUGAAAGGGCUACAUCUCACCCUCAGUUGUUCCAAUAUUAUUAUAAAGCUAAGCACAAACCCAACCAAAUUAAAGCUGCGACUUGGUAUUUUUUAUGGUAGUAUUGAUUCAUUUACUUCAGAUUUCAGUCUGCUGAAGCACAGACUCUAAACGAUGAAAAAAAGUUUAACUGUCCAAAUACUUUUGUCUGAACUGUAUGCAUGACUGAUGUCAAGAAUAACAUAUUUUGAUUGGUGUCCCUGAAAUCAACGGAUUACAUUCAAAAUUGGUGUUAUUGUUUUAGUUGUUUAUCUUAGUUAAAAAAUUAAGAUUAAUUUCUGUUUGAGUGGUACGUGUAUUAUUUGUAGCGUCCAUUACUCCCUACCAGCUGGUUUUAGGUACAAAUCAAGACACCGAUGCUGAAAUUCUUUUGCAAUCCGAUGACAAUCAUUGCUUAUUCAAUGCAUCAUUUAAAGGUGACAGGGCCACGAUAAUGCAUCAGGCUGCGGAGAAUUACUUUGAUUGACGGUAGUUCUAUUUUAAUUUGUAAAUUUCCCCAUCAGCGACAACUCUCUCUCUGUCUAGGAGACAUUUGAUUUGAACUGUGGGGACAGUUGUUUCUGUGUGAAUGUUUGUGUGUCGUCUGCAGCUGUGACCUUGAUGUUCCUCCCAGUGGCCUUAGAGAUAACGACCAAAUAGAAACACUGCUGAGCUGCUGAUCGUCUGAAAUCCCUCAGCAGGGUGUGCACAAACAUUCACGUUUUGAUUUCAAACAUAGGUGUUACUGAUUACUUUGGAUUUUGUGAAAUGGAAAAAACACGUUUUCCACAGUGAUUCGUUAAUUCUUGUUUCUUGCACCACUGAUGAAUCUUUAAUAUUAAAGAUUCACUUGAUAAACGA